AUGGCGGCUCCGUCCCCCGGCAAUCUGUCAGCUCAGCAACUGGCAGAUAUUUCGCCGAUCGGCACUGCUGUCCUCAAUGCGCGAGAUGAGAUUCUAUUCUUGAACCGCCGUUUCCGGGACCUGAUGACCUGCCGAUCGCGCAGGGCGUUCGACGGUUGGUCCCAAUCCAUUGCCCGGGGCGACUACGAGCGGGUGGCAACAGCAUACGACACCGCGCUGAAGGCCAACAAAGCGCUGCGCAUCGAAUACCGUACGGGGAACGAACCAUGCCAAUGGCGCCUACUCAUGCUAACGCCAUUCGGCGAGGAAGAGCUGCGCGGGCUCCCCCUCGGCACCGACGGAGGCUCCUACUGCACGAUCACCGACAUCACCGAAGAGAAGCGAGCGGAGAUUUCACAAAAGAAGAUCGCCGAGGAGGCACAGCGGCGGAAGGAACAACAGGAACGCUUCAUUGAUAUGAUCAGCCACGAGGUCCGAAAUCCCCUUUCCGCCAUUCUACAUUGCACCGAAGACAUUUUGGAAGCGGUCCAGCAGAAGGACCAACGGGACAUCCGGGUCGAGGACAUUGCCCAAGCGGCGGAAACGAUUAGUCUUUGCGUCGCACAUCAGAAGAAAAUCGUCGACGACGUGCUGACGUUCUCGAAAUUGGACGCAGAAAUGUUCACCCUAUUGCCGCGGCGCGUCCAGCCCCGACAACAUCUAGCCAUGUCGUUAACCAUGUUUCGGCCGGAGCUGCGAAAGCAUGACAUCGACUUCGAAUACAAGCUGGACCACUCCUACGCCGACUGUGAAGUGGACUGGGUCGUCGCCGAUCUCGACCGCAUGAGUCAAGUUCUCGUGAAUAUCGUCUGCAACGCGAUCAAGUUCACGGCCAAGGCAGGCAACGAGAAGAAGAUAUCGGUGUUCAUGGGCGCCUCCAAGGUGCGCCCGACGUCCUACCCACCCAACGUCGUGUUCUUCAGCUCGGAUGAGUCGGCUCUGCGGCGCAAUGCGACGAACCGGCCCGAGUGGGGGCAGGGGGGCAUGGCCUAUAUCAUGGUCGCGGUGAAGGACACGGGCAUUGGAAUCACCGACGAAGCGCAGAAGCGGCUCUUUGAACGAUUCAAUCAGGCCACUCCGAGAACCGAGUCGAUCUACGGUGGAUCGGGACUCGGCCUCAACGUCAGUCGGAGGCUCUGCCAUUUACACGGGGGCGAAAUUGGCGUGAGCUCGAAGGAGGGUCACGGAAGUACAUUCGGCUUCUUCUUCACUGUUCGUCGAAGUGUCGAGAGCUCCAAGAGCAAGCCACCCCGACAACAGCCGGGGGCCAUCGCCGAGUUGUGCCGGGAAGUCCAAGCGCUCAGCAAUGAAGUGACGGAAGGGACAAACGAGAUCGCCAAUCCGGCCAUUCCCACCAGUCCUGAGAUGACAUAUGUGAAAGAGGUGUCUCCCAACGCGUCCAAGGACGAGAUCUGGCAGCAUACCGCCAGAAUCGCCUACGAGGCCGGCGACACGGAGGUGAUGCGUCACAGUCCCAGUCUUGCCCAGUCCGCCGGUCAACCCCAGUAUCCCAAGCAACAACCAUCCCAAUCACCACCGUCUCCACUGGACGCGACCAAAGGACGGCGGGUUCUGGUGGUAGAAGACAACGUGAUCAACCAGCGUAUUGUGGCGCGCAAGCUCGAGUCCUUGGGGUUUCAGGUGACUGCGGCCAGUAAUGGGCGAGAGGCGCUGGAUAUAGUCCAGCAAAGCACAUUCGACUGCAUUCUAAUGGAUCAAGCGAUGCCGGUGAUGGACGGAAAUUCGGCGACGCGAGCCGUUCGCGAUCUCGAAAAACAUGGGAUGGCGCAUGUCCCGGUUCUAGGCGUCACCGCAAAUGUCCGGGCUGAGCAGCAAGCGGAGAUGAAGGCGGCCGGCAUGGAUGACGUGAUUCAUAAGCCAUACAAGAUGCGAGACCUGUGCGACAAGAUUCAGCAGUUGCUGCGAUAA
Messenger RNA from Aspergillus bombycis, 1968 nucleotides. RefSeq names its product putative sensory transduction histidine kinase. NCBI's taxonomy places the organism in Eukaryota, Fungi, Ascomycota, Eurotiomycetes, Eurotiales, Aspergillaceae. The record is from RefSeq and is a predicted model, not a curated record. Gene Ontology annotation, biological process: phosphorelay signal transduction system; protein autophosphorylation. The transcript has a single exon. Gene Ontology annotation, molecular function: histidine phosphotransfer kinase activity; phosphorelay sensor kinase activity. The coding region runs from base 1 to 1968 and encodes 655 amino acids.